This is a messenger RNA of Parnassius apollo (apollo), 1914 nucleotides long. The record is from the annotation of a GenBank genome assembly. Lineage: Eukaryota; Metazoa; Arthropoda; Insecta; Lepidoptera; Papilionidae.
AUGAGAUAUGGUGUAAUGUCGUCGGUUCAUUGUGUGGUGGUAUGGGAAUGGCAAUGCAACGGACAAUGGCUGCCACACUCUCCAGGAGUGGCUCGCACUUUAGAACGAGCGCAUGCUAAGAAACUCACACGAGUAGUGCUUGCAGAUGCUGAUCCUGCACUCAAAGGCCACUAUGUUAACCUUUUAACACUUACCCAGUGCUCAGAUGGAGCAGAUGGAGGACGUGACGGAGGCGAGGGGUGUGGUGUUGGUGGGGCGCAGUGCGCGGUGCGGCGCGCUUGUUACAGCGUGCAGUCGCCGGGCGGGCGCGGCGCGCGCUGGGAGUGGGCCUGGGUGCCAGCGACCGCGCGCCCCUCGCCCGCGCGUCUGCAGUACGACACGCUGCCCAUGCAGAUACAGUGCCUGUUAGAAGAGGCUUGGUCGAGUGGUGUAGAGACGGUAUCGUUCGACGGCUGGGUGGCUUCGCUGUCUCGGAUGACUGCGAGAACAAACAGCUCGUGCGCUACGGCCGCGUUGCGGCUGUUGCGUCGCGUCUCACAGCCUCCGUACCCGCUCACCCCUCACGCUCGCAGACAACCUAUACCACAACAACAUACCGGAUCAAGCGUACAAUCAGUUCAAUCUGUGCAGUCUAAUCAUUCAGUGCAGUCUGUAAACUCAGUGCCUUCAGUUCAUUCAGUGCAAUCAUUAAACUCAGUGCCUUCAGUUCAUUCAGUGCAAUCAUUAAACUCAGUGCCUUCAGUUCAAUCAGUGCAAUCAUUAAACUCAGUGCCUUCAGUUCAAUCAGUGCAAUCAUUAAACUCAGUGCCUUCAGUUCACUCUGUGCAUACAAUAAAUUCAGUACAAUCGGCGCCAGUCGUUCAGUCGAUGCGUCCGCCUUUGUCCCCGCCACCGCAAGCGAACACACGCGAAGUGAGGAAUGGAGCUCGUAGUAUCUCGCCUCGUGAUAGAAAACCAGGCCUCGCACGACAGAUAUUACAUAACCUCAACAUAUUCAGUAAUAACAACAAACCCGCUACAACUGACUCUAGUGCGGAGGAGUCCCGUGACGAGUGCGGUAGUACGCGGUCGGGACGGCGGCACAGCGUGGACACCGUGUCCACCUACCUCAGCCACGAGAGCAAGGACAGUCUGCAGCAAACAGCAGUGGGAGAGUUGUUGAACUGCAGCACGGGUAGUGAUGACGUGUUUGAACCAGCUCAGCCUCCGCUGCUUGAUGACCUUACAAUUUCAGAUGACUUUGAUGAUGAUCUGGAAUCAUCAGAUGAAGAUGAUUGUGAAGAGGUGUCGCGGUGGGAUCACUGUCUGCAUCAGGAUAUCGAGGAGGCGUCAUACACUGAAUGUGGCGUGUGCGGCGAGGGAGGGGGCUGCAGGGAGGUGGGGGCGUGCGGAAGCUGCGCGGGCGGCGAGCAGCCGUGCGGCAGCAUGGCCUGGCGCAGCCAGCCUUCCGGCGGGAUACUCGUCACGUACAAUUUCCAGUCGGGCCGUCAGGGCCCGAGACACCCGGUGCCCGGCGCGCCUUACUACGCGGUGGGGUUUCCGCGACACUCGCUGCUGCCUGAUACUCUUUUAGGCCACCAGGUGCUGGGGCUGCUGCGCGCUGCGUGGGAGCGGCGGCAGCUGUUCACGGUGGCCGCGUCGCGCACCACGGGCCGCGAGCACGUGGUGGCGUGGCGCGUGGCGCCGCCGCGCGGCCCGGCCCGCCGCGAGCUGCUGCGCGCCGCGCGCCGCCUGGCAUGCCUGCUGCGUGGCUGCCGCGCACCGCGCCCGCCAGCGCCGCCCACGUCGCCCGCGCCGCCCGCACCGCCGCGCCCCCCCGCCGCCGCCGCCACAACCAGCAAGGUAACGCUCCCAUUGAGCAGUGGCGCGGCGCGCCCGCCCGCACCACCGCCGCUGCCACUACCAGCAAGGUAA